UUCUCCGUCCGCAUUUCUCAACGUUUACCUUCCAAGCCAGAAAUCUAGAAAUCCAACAAUCCAGCAAUCCAACAAUCUAACAAUCCCCCCGGACCAUUGCCAAUCCGUUGGUUUAGUUUGGUUUAGUUUAGUUCAGUUUCGUUUCGUUUCGGUUUGGCUUGCCCAUUUCAUUGUGUGCACUCGGGAAAAAGUGAAUAAGAAAAUUUGUUUGCCAACUUUCGGUGUAAUUUGUAAACAUCAAAGAGAAUGGCAAAGAAAACAUGUCGCCGGCUGAGUCAAAGGGAUCAAGAGUUGCUUUGCGAAUUCGUGCGGAAAUCUUCUACGUGUGCGGCAUGCCAAGGCCCGGAAUAUAUGCUCCAUGGUGGAGAGGGGUAGCGGGGUAGCGGAGUGCCCCGGGGCCAGGAUUUUCCGGGGUCACCACCCACUCCAUCGCCCAGCCCUUAUCGAAACUGAUCCCGCAGGGGGAGUGGGUUCAAGGUGAACUGGCCUGGCCUGGCGUGGAAACCAUCCUGCAUGCAGGUUACAUCGUCAGUCAGCAUAGAUAAUACAUUGAGAAAAAAAAUAGUUGAACAUCAAAUGAAAAUAUUACAAAAAUC
Messenger RNA from Drosophila melanogaster (fruit fly), 596 nucleotides. RefSeq lists its product as uncharacterized. NCBI's taxonomy places the organism in Eukaryota, Metazoa, Arthropoda, Insecta, Diptera, Drosophilidae. The transcript has a single exon. Bases 247 to 375 code for a protein of 42 amino acids. The record is from RefSeq and is marked reviewed.